Molecule: messenger RNA, 1469 nt
Organism: Poeciliopsis prolifica (blackstripe livebearer)
Lineage: Eukaryota; Metazoa; Chordata; Actinopteri; Cyprinodontiformes; Poeciliidae
Gene: ccdc3a
Product: coiled-coil domain containing 3a
Exons: 3
Coding region: 313-1206 (297 amino acids)
Biological process (GO): negative regulation of gene expression
Cellular component (GO): extracellular region
Source: RefSeq, a predicted model, not a curated record
UCUGCUUCACAUGUCCACCAGAGCAGAUGGGAAGCCCGAAUACCUGAGGCGUCCAUCAGUCAGUGAACGCAGCACAGAGUGCCUGAAGUUUCCGACACUGAAAGAUGUUGAUGUCAGAGCGCAGGCCGCCCGAUGACUGCAGACAGCAUCCUCCAGCGCUCAGGUCAGAGCCAAAGCAAAGCAAACCAAACCAAACCAAACCAAACCACAGGCAAAACUUUACAUACCUGUGGUACAGAAUCAGUUUCGGGGGGAAUUACAGUUUAAAACCUCUGCAAAAACACCAGCAGUUGGAUCUCGAGAGUUGUCGGAAUGAUUUCCUCAACUUUACUCCUGACGACGCUGUGCGUUUUUGCGCGGUUGGACACUUCGGACACUUUUACGCACGGCUGCCAGUUGCCCUCCGAGUGGCGGCCGCUCAGCGAGGGCUGCCGGGCGGAGCUGGCGGAGAUCAUCGUGUACGCUCGGGUCCUGGCGAUCCACCGGGAGCCGCCGGGCUUCGGAGCCGCCAACGCGCACAACUCGCUGCCCUUCGACUACGGCUACCUGAGCGCGGAGGAAGGGCUGCUGUACUCGGCGGAGGUGGAGCUGCUGUGCGACCAGGCCUGGGGCAGCAUGCUGGAGGUGCCAUCCGGAUCUCGCCUCAACCUGACCGGGCUGGGUUACCUGUCCUGCCAGUCCCACACUGUCAUGGAAAAUGACUCCUACUUCUUCUUCCUCAGGAUGGAUGAGAACUACAGCAUCCUGCCUCACGGGGUGAACUUCCAGGACGCGGUCUUCCCUGACACGGCGGAGAACAGGCGCACCUUCUCCAGCCUGUUCCAGUUUUCCAACUGCAGUCAAGGGAGCCAACCGUUCCGCACCUUCAGCCCAGAGUGGGACACCCAGGAGGACAGCAGGCUGCUGUGCUCCUCGGUGCAGCUGGCCCUGUUCGAGGAGGAGGAGCGCGGCCGGACGCUGCAGGAGCGCCUGGCCGCCGCCGAGAGGAGGAACCGGCAGCUGAAGGAGCGCGUUGGCAAGGUGAAGCGCUCCUUGAGGAACGCCCGCAAGGCCGCACGCAAGGCAGCGCAGGAGGCCCGGGAGCUGCAGGAGAAACUGAGGGCAGCGGAGAGGCGGGCGGGGCGUCACCUCAAUGCAGUGACGCAGGAGGAGCCGUCACUCGGGGCCUUCACAAGUGCAGCGAUACGGGAGAGGAUGCAGCUUUAAUUUUUUUUUUAUGAUCUUCUAAAUGGAGACGGAGAGACUGCUGGACAGUCUUUCAGGGACAAAUACCUUUUAUGAAUGAAUACUCCAAAUAUUACAGUAUUCAUCCAUAUCGUUUUCUUGUAAACAAACUUCAAACUUCACGACUCAAUGCAAUCUGUGAUCAUAGAGGCUGUGCUUCCUGAUGAUGCCAAAUAGAAAUUAUUAUCUUGAUUGAAUCUGUGAUCAUGACUCACAAAUAUAAAGAAAAAAAAUGCUUCUCUUCA